Messenger RNA from Triticum dicoccoides, 1439 nucleotides. Its product is annotated as transcription termination factor MTERF4, chloroplastic-like. The transcript is spliced from 3 exons. The record is from RefSeq and is a predicted model, not a curated record. Gene Ontology annotation, biological process: regulation of DNA-templated transcription. Gene Ontology annotation, molecular function: double-stranded DNA binding. NCBI's taxonomy places the organism in Eukaryota, Viridiplantae, Streptophyta, Magnoliopsida, Poales, Poaceae. Bases 1 to 1014 code for a protein of 337 amino acids.
AUGCUCCGCCUCCGCCUCCGAUGCCGCGCCCUGUCCCAGCUCCUCCCGCCCCCAUCCUCGUCUCCCAUCUCCCAGCUCCUCGGCUACCACAGCCGCCUCCUCUCCGCGGCCGCGCCCGUCGUCUCCCCGAACCCUAGCUUCGCCGUCGAGGAUUACCUCGUCUCCACCUGCGGCCUGACCCGAGCCCAGGCACUCAAGGCCUCCCCCAAGCUCGCCCACCUCAGGUCCCCCGCCAACCCCGACGCCUUCCUCUGCACCAAGGUCGACAAGGGCCUGUCCCCCAUCGUCGCGGGCCUCUCCGGCGUCGGCCUGUCAGAUCCCGAGAUGGCGCGGCUCCUCUCGCUCGCCCCAGACAGAUUCCGCUGUAGAUCCAUCGUCCCCAAUAUACACUACUGCCUGUGCAUCUUCGUGUCCUACGAGAAUCUCCUCUCUGCUGUCAAGCGCAAUUUCUACAUUCUCACGUCCAACCUUGAGAGAGUGAUCAAGCCCAAUGUCGCGGCCCUGCGAGAGUUUGGGCUUGGUCCUUGUGCUAUUGCCAAGCUGUGCCUCGCUCAGCCAUGGCUGCUCACCUGCAACGUAGAGUGUGUCCGGGCGACGGCGGUGUGCGUCCAAGGUCUGGGUAUACCCCGAGGAUCUGGGAUGUUUAGGCAUGCACUCAGUGCUGUUGCAUUCGUCAGCGAGGAGAAAAUCGCCGCCAAAGUGGAGCACCUGAAGAAAACAUUCAGGUGGUCGGAUGCUGAGGUGGGCAUUGCUAUUUCUAAGGCUCCAAAUGUGCUGAAUAAGACUAAGGAGUUUCUGCAGAGAAGGUCAGAGUUCCUCAUCUCUGAUUUGGGGUUGGAACCCGCAUACAUUGCUCAUCGCCCCGUAAUGCUCUCGUACAGCUUGGAGGGCCGGCUAAGGCCCCGGAGCUACGUUGUGAAGUUUCUUAAGGCAAAUGGAUUGCUAGAUCCCGACCGGGACUUGUAUUCCGUGCUUGUAGUGACUGAGAAGGUAUUCAUGGAGAGAUUUACAUGAAGCAAGGACUGGUUAUGGAAAUCGCUAACUGUGUAUGGCAUGACAGUUUUCACCAUUCAUAGUAAGCUGGUAAUUCACAUUAUUAUUUUUUCCCCCUAAAUAGAGAUUGAUUUUCUGCUGUAGUAUGUCUUCCAUAUGCUGGUUUGGUCGCUGCUAAUGCCUGAUGAAAUUGAUAGUUUAAUUCAUGAACCCUGUGGUGUUGAUGUAAUGAUGUUCUAGUUAAGUAGACAUGAAAGCAUCGCCUGCAAUCUCUAGAAAUGAGAGUCCAUGAAUAUAUUUGUGUUUCUGACUUCCAUUUCUAGGAUAAUGGAAAUUGAAUAUGUGGGUAGACCAAUUUCCUUGUGAAACCAGAACCCAGAGAAUCAGAAAGGAUGAGAACUGUAUUGCAUCGUUUUCCAGUAAAUAUAUCAUAUGAGUUGCUUUCA